Poecilia latipinna (sailfin molly) is the source of this 3638-nucleotide messenger RNA. RefSeq names its product heat shock protein 90, alpha (cytosolic), class A member 1, tandem duplicate 1 (gene hsp90aa1.1). The transcript is spliced from 11 exons. The coding region runs from base 1260 to 3434 and encodes 724 amino acids. The record is from RefSeq and is a predicted model, not a curated record. NCBI's taxonomy places the organism in Eukaryota, Metazoa, Chordata, Actinopteri, Cyprinodontiformes, Poeciliidae. Gene Ontology annotation, biological process: protein folding. Gene Ontology annotation, molecular function: ATP hydrolysis activity; ATP binding; ATP-dependent protein folding chaperone.
UAGUAUGGUGACAACAUUUCUGUGAAUAUACCAGAGUUAGCCAGAAUUGACGGGAGACUGCACAUGCGGAUUACAAUGACUCAUGCAGUUAAAAACACACUAUCUUCAAUAUUUCACAAACAUCUACAUAUCUGUUUUUCUUGUCACAAAAUUAGAUUUUAUCAUCCCCCAAUAUUAUAAAAUCUAUAAAGUUAUUUCAGCAUGGAAAAUUUUGCAAUUGCGACAGCGCGUCGUGUUCAGGUACAAAGUCAGCUUCUAGUAGCGUCUCCAGUCAGCUGGAAGCAUUUCUAUUACAUAACAGAGCGGGUGCACGUAUAAUAUACUGCCAUCUACUGGCCACGUCAAGACGUUACCGAUUGAAGCGGACUACUGUUCUGUGUUGCACAAUAUUAAUUCCAGGGUAUUCCACGAUUUUCUAAGUGGCAUACUCAGCUACCCUAUGCCACUCAUGACCCAAUAUAAAUAUACUGUGUUCAGCAUACAUAAAAUCAUGUGCAAACUUAAAACUUUAUCAGGUUGAGUCUUUUCAAAACUGUCUGCUUCACUCCAAAUUGUAAGUGAAUAAAUUCUCUAUAACAUUCUUUGAGACACAAUAAGCAAUUUCCUGUGGCUUAUCUGACAAAGUCUGUCUAUCUCUCUGUCUGUAUGUAAAAUUGUAUGUAACUGUUUCAACCUGUCUGAGUUCCACAUUAAAACACUAGUAGGGUCUGUCUAGCUCUCAAAAACAGGUGUGUAAAUUCCACCAAGUUUUACACACCAAAAACUGAAAUAGAUUUGCUUCACUUUGUAGGCAAAUUCAUGGGCAUAUCCUAGAGCAAGUGGCAGUAAGAGCAAUGCACACCUAUGACGCGUAGACCAGGUUGUGGGGCCUACCAGCCCAACAAGCUAUCGGGGAAGCACUCACUGUGAGUGACAGGCACUGCUUGUGACUCUGCUCCCCUAUAAGGGCACAGUAACAUUAGGGCUCUCUCUUCCUGACUCCCCCUUCCUUCCCGGCCUUUCCUCGACCCCUCUCGCCAACAGUUGUGAACAUGUUUUCUAGAAGCUUCCAAAGGGUAGCUUCGAGAAACCACCCCUAAAGUAUAAAAAGACGUGAGCAUGGCCUGGUGGUCUGCAUAGAGUCAAAGGACACUCACGCGAACACACAUCAAGACAGACUUGACUCCUCACAGGAGCAGCAGCGAAGCGCAGACUUGAAAUUCUUUGAGAAGAAACGACAACGAUUCGUUUGAAGAAAAGAACCAACGAUUUUGAUCGAGAUGCCUGAGAAAGCUGGACACGUUAUGGAGGAGGAAGUGGAGACCUUUGCCUUCCAGGCUGAGAUCGCUCAGCUCAUGUCCCUCAUCAUUAACACCUUCUACUCAAACAAAGAAAUCUUCCUUCGUGAGCUCAUUUCCAACUCCUCAGAUGCCUUGGAUAAAAUUAGAUAUGAAAGCUUGACGGACCCCAGCAGACUUGAGUCUUGCAAAGAGCUGAAGAUAGAAAUCCGACCUGACCUGCAUGCUCGCACCUUGACCCUGAUUGACACGGGCAUCGGCAUGACCAAAGCUGACCUAAUUAACAACUUGGGCACCAUCGCCAAGUCCGGCACCAAAGCUUUCAUGGAGGCUCUGCAGGCAGGAGCCGACAUCUCCAUGAUUGGUCAGUUUGGCGUGGGUUUUUACUCUGCAUACUUGGUAGCUGAGAAAGUCACAGUGAUCACAAAGCACAACGAUGAUGAGCAGUACGUGUGGGAGUCUGCAGCUGGUGGUUCAUUUACAGUCCGGCCUGACAAUGGAGAGCCUCUGGGAAGAGGAACAAAAGUUAUUCUUCACCUCAAAGAAGAUCAGACAGAAUAUUGUGAGGAAAAACGCGUCAAAGAAGUAGUCAAGAAACACUCACAGUUCAUUGGCUAUCCUAUUACACUUUUUGUGGAGAAGACAAGAGAGAAGGAAGUGGACCUUGACGAGGGAGAGAAGGAAGAGGAAGUUGAGAAAGAUGCUGCAGAGAACAAGGACAAACCAAAGAUUGAGGAUGUGGGCUCAGAUGAAGAUGAAGACUCCAAGGAUGGCCAGAACAAGAGGAAGAAGAAGGUCAAGGAAAAGUACAUUGAUGCUCAAGAGCUGAACAAGACCAAGCCUAUCUGGACCCGCAACCCAGAUGACAUCACCAAUGAAGAAUACGGAGAGUUUUACAAGAGUCUCACCAACGACUGGGAGGACCACCUGGCUGUCAAGCAUUUCUCAGUGGAAGGUCAGUUGGAGUUCCGUGCUUUGCUCUUUGUACCAAGGAGAGCUGCCUUUGACCUUUUUGAAAACAAGAGAAAGAGAAACAACAUCAAGCUUUAUGUCCGGAGGGUCUUCAUUAUGGACAACUGUGAGGAGCUGAUACCAGAGUAUCUCAAUUUCAUCAAGGGUGUUGUGGACUCUGAGGAUCUACCCCUGAACAUCUCUAGAGAGAUGCUGCAGCAGAGCAAGAUCCUGAAGGUGAUCCGCAAAAACCUGGUGAAGAAGUGCCUGGAACUGUUCACAGAACUGUCUGAAGAUAAGGACAACUACAAGAAGUUCUACGAACAGUUUUCCAAGAACAUUAAGCUUGGUAUCCACGAGGACUCCCAAAAUAGAAAGAAGCUGUCCGAUUUGCUGCGCUACUACACCUCAGCCUCUGGAGAUGAGAUGGUUUCCCUCAAAGACUAUGUCUCUCGUAUGAAGGACAACCAGAAGCACAUCUACUACAUCACUGGUGAAACCAAAGAUCAAGUGGCCAACUCUGCCUUUGUGGAGCGUCUUCGCAAAGCUGGCCUAGAGGUCAUCUAUAUGAUUGAACCUAUUGAUGAGUAUUGUGUCCAGCAACUGAAGGAAUAUGAUGGAAAGAACCUGGUCUCUGUGACCAAAGAAGGCCUGGAACUUCCAGAAGAUGAAGAUGAGAAGAAGAAGCACGAGGAGCUCAAAAAUAAAUUUGAGAAUCUUUGCAAGAUUAUGAAGGACAUCCUUGACAAAAAAAUUGAAAAGGUUGUAGUUUCCAACCGCUUGGUUGCCUCUCCCUGCUGCAUCGUCACCAGCACCUAUGGAUGGACAGCCAACAUGGAGAGGAUCAUGAAGUCUCAGGCACUGAGGGACAACUCAACCAUGGGUUACAUGACAGCCAAAAAACAUCUUGAGAUUAACCCUUUGCAUCCAAUCAUUGAGACACUGAGGGAGAAGGCAGAGGCAGACAAGAAUGAUAAGGCUGUGAAGGAUCUGGUCAUCCUCCUGUUUGAGACUGCCCUGCUAUCCUCAGGUUUCACACUGGAAGACCCCCAGACUCAUGCAAAUCGCAUCUACAGAAUGAUCAAGCUUGGCCUUGGAAUUGAUGAUGAUGACUCUGCAGUUGAAGACCUCAUUCAGCCAGCUGAUGAAGACAUGCCAGUCCUAGAAGGAGAUGAUGACACAUCAAGAAUGGAAGAAGUUGACUAAAAUACUGUUCUUACCUAGUUUUUAUUUUUGUAAGUGCUAUUGCUUUCUAAAAUGACUUUUUCUUUACCUCAACUUUAUUUCUGAAAAGUGUCAACUUGACAAGUUUGUUUUUAGUAAUGCAGACCAUAAUGUCUUUUAAUCCUCAUUCUAAUAUAUUUAUUUAGACCUUUUGAGAACAUGAGUAGAGUCAAGAGGUAUUGAUUU